AUGGAAUUUGAAGUAAUUGCCACAUGUCACACUACCCGAGCUCGUGUAUCUCGGAUGAAAUUAGCUCAUGGCAUAACCAUGCUGCCGACCUUCAUGCCUGUCGCUACUCAAGCUGCGAUCAAAGGACUCACACCCCAGCAGAUGGAGUCCUUAGGCAUCACCCUGAUCCUGAACAACACCUACCACCUCAAUUUGCGACCUGGAAUGGAAGUACUCCGAGAAGCAGGGGGCGCGCAUAAGUUCCAAGGAUGGGAUCACAAUCUUUUGACGGAUAGUGGAGGUUUCCAAUUGGUUUCACUUAGUAAAUUCACGCAAAUUACGGAAGAGGGCGCACUGUUCGCAAGCCCUUUCACUGGAGAGCCAACGAUGUUGACACCAGAAGAAAGUAUUUCGAUACAACAUGCCAUUGGUGCAGAUAUUAUCAUGCAGCUAGACGACGUCGUUUCCAGUUUGACUGUGGGAUCAAGGGUAGGCGAGGCCAUGUGGCGAUCUGUUCGGUGGCUUGAUCGUUGCAUACGUUACCAUGAAAAAGCAGGCAGGCAAGGUGUUCAAAAUUUAUUCGCAAUCGUGCAAGGCGGUCUUGAUCCAGAGCUGAGGGAUCAAUGCCUUGGCGAGAUGAUCAAACGAAAGGAUUCAGUAGCGGGGUAUGCUAUAGGUGGGUUAAGCGGAGGCGAAGAAAAAGAUGUUUUUUGGAGAAUAAUCGAACAAUGUACUGCAAAGCUUCCUGCAGAUCGACCACGAUAUUCCAUGGGUAUUGGGUUUGCAGAAGAUCUUCUGGUUUGCGUAGCCCUAGGCGUCGACAUGGCAGAUUGCGUGUUCCCAACGCGCACGGCCCGAUUUGGAGUUGCACUUACAUUUUAUGGCCCACUUAACCUGAAAUUGAACAAGCAUGCAAAAGAUUUCAAUCCGAUCGACGACACUUGUCCGUGUCCAACUUGUAGUGACGGCGUUUCCAGAGCUGUACUUCACCACUCUGUCACUCGAGAAACAGCGGCCGCUCACUCUAUCACCCAACAUAAUCUCGCAUUCCAGGCUCAGAUUAUGGGACGGGCACGCGAUGCAAUUGUAGAUGGGACGUUCCCAGCAUAUCUACGCGUGUUCUUUUCCAACUACUUCAAGGAGGAUGGCUACCCAGAAUGGUGUGUCAAUGCAUUGCGUAGCGUUGGCGUGGACUUGCUCGAGGGCAACCCAACAGCGAAAGUGAAUAGAGGAGAUGGUGCAAAAUAA
Molecule: messenger RNA, 1227 nt
Organism: Heterobasidion irregulare TC 32-1
Lineage: Eukaryota; Fungi; Basidiomycota; Agaricomycetes; Russulales; Bondarzewiaceae
Exons: 12
Coding region: 1-1227 (408 amino acids)
Cellular component (GO): cytosol
Molecular function (GO): tRNA-guanosine(34) queuine transglycosylase activity
Source: RefSeq, a predicted model, not a curated record